Messenger RNA from Galleria mellonella (greater wax moth), 1326 nucleotides. RefSeq lists its product as uncharacterized. NCBI's taxonomy places the organism in Eukaryota, Metazoa, Arthropoda, Insecta, Lepidoptera, Pyralidae. The record is from RefSeq and is a predicted model, not a curated record. Bases 89 to 661 code for a protein of 190 amino acids. The transcript has 3 exons.
UAUAGAGCGUGCAUCUCUUAUAAACACAGGUGGCACCAGAUCGCUGGACACUACACUAUCUAAAGUCGCUUCUAAUACGUACCCCAGGAUGUGUGAUAAAACGGUGCUGAGAUCUUUGGUGUUGGUAGCGGCUGCAGCGUGCGUGGCCGCACGGCCGGAGCCACCAACGUCCUACGGCGCGCCAUCACAGUCUUACAGCGCUCCUUCUUCUUCAUACGGUGCUCCGGCCCCACAAUAUGGUCCUCCCCAGCAGCCAAUAGUCCACAAGCAUGUAUACGUCCACGUGCCACCACCAGACAAUGAAUAUCCAGCGCCCCGCAAACAGAUACAUGUGCCUCCUCCGCAGAAACACUACAAGAUUGUGUUCAUUAAGGCGCCUACGCCACCCACACCCACUGCCCCUGUUAUCCCAUUGCAGCCUCAGAACGAGGAGAAGACCCUUGUCUACGUUUUGGUGAAGAAACCAGAGGAACAACCAGAUAUUGUGAUCCCAACACCAGCUCCGACUCAACCGGCUAAACCUGAGGUUUACUUCAUCAGAUACAAGACACAGAAACAAGAGGGAUAUCCUGCGGCUGCUUCCCCGGCAGCUGAGUAUGGCGCUCCCGCAUCGGCUCCUUCCUCCGAGUACGGCGCUCCAUCUGGCGGAAGCUCUUAUUGAACCGGAUUUGUUGGCAUACUUUCGUGACCCUCCCCUCUUAAAUAUCUACCAAAAGUUAUUUCAUACAUAUUAAGUAGAUAUAUAGCAUAAUUACUGUAGUUGUUAGUUUUGAUUACUGCAGUAACAGGGUCGUCGAUUUGUAAAUCAAUGAUGUUAUACUUACGUAAUAUAUGUAAUUAUAAUCAAUUACUUAUAAAAUAGCUAUAAUAGUUAUAAAAUUUACUACGCUUUACGUAAUUACUUUCACUGUAGGUAUAACGAGUAAGUACAAAUUUGACAGCCGUGAUUGAUUAUAUUGUUUAGAUGGAUUUUUAAUAGAAAAAUAAUUAUUAUAUUUGUUAUUAUACGAAUGCUUAGUUUCAAAUUUGAUUAUUUUAUUAAUAUUGAUGUUUUAUGUAAUACUAAUUAAAUUAUCAAAUUUAAAGAAAAGCAUUCGCAUUCACAUAAAAUACGUUUCUUUCCUUUUUUAAUGAAGUGAAAUAAAGAGAUUUUCUAAUUUUGUGACGAAAGGACUCUUAUCAGGAGAGUUUAGAUAUUUUAGAGGAUGGACGGGUGCGGUGACCACUAGCAUUGUGAUGACUGUGCACUGUGCUGCAAUGUUAAUUUUUAUUUUGCAUCAAAUUGAUGUCCUUGUUUGUAAAUAUAUUAUUUUAUACAAUAAAAUG